Molecule: messenger RNA, 636 nt
Organism: Miscanthus lutarioriparius
Lineage: Eukaryota; Viridiplantae; Streptophyta; Magnoliopsida; Poales; Poaceae
Source: the annotation of a GenBank genome assembly
AUGGAGGACUUAGUAGUCGGUAGCCCAUCUUUCAGGAGCGUCCUUAGCUGCAGUGAAGGGCAGGCUCAAUCAGGAGAGAGUUCUUGGACGGAUUACUUUGUGGAUUUCAUGUUAUCCGAGGAGGAGAAGAAGAGACAAGCAGAUGCUAGUUCGUACUGCGCUACGGAAGACGAAGGCAAAUAUGAUGGCGAUGGAAGUUGCCGUGAGGAGGAGGAAGAGGAGGAUUCCAUGAUCUCUGAUGCCGCGUCUCAUGCCCCAUGGCCUACUGCCGCACUGCUACCUGGCAGGUACAAGGAGUUGAAGAAGCUCAAGAAGAAGCCUUUCAGCAAGGCCCUGGAUCAUGAUGGUUCCCUGGAGGAUACUGCAAGCUCUCCAGUGAAUAGCCCAAAGGUCAGUGUUGUGUCACAGCUGGAAUUGAGUCCUAAAAGGAGGUGCAACAUCAGGGACCUCACCAAGGGAGUUGGAAUUGGCGAUGAUCACGGAGGAGAGGGGAUGGACUGUACAGAUGCAGCUAUGGAAGGAGCGAGAUUUGGUGAUCAGAGUCAGACGAGUAUAGCUCCAUGUGCAGAGCUGAAGGACAAGGGGAUUUGUUUGUUCCCCUUUUCCGUGCUGCUACACUACCAUGGGCCAAACUGA